AUGAUUAUCAAAGAAUGGGGAAGUUCAGAUGCUACCGCAGAAAACCGUAAAUUCAUCUCUAAUAGCCUCAAAUUAAUUGUAGACCCAAUUGCCUUUCCAGAAAAAUACUGUUGGGAAGAAGUUAAAGAUUCCAUUAUUAUCUUGGGUAAAUUUUCUCAAAUCAAAAAUGAAUCAAUUCCCGAAUUUUUUUCAAAUGAUUUUUUACUUGAUUUUAUAGAUUCAAAUAAAGAUAGAAUAAUCGAGGAAUCAAUCUAUUUCGAUUAUGUUGAAGAAACUGAAAAAAGUAUUUCUUUACUCUUCGAUUUAUCUAGAAGUCUCAAAGCAGAGCAACUUGCAAUAGUUUUUGAAGGCUUUCAUAAAUCAAAAAGAGAAAAUAACAAGCCAGAAAUUAGCAGAUCUUCAUUUGUCUCAUACCUAGAGAUGGUUAAUAAAGCAUCAAAUGACUCAAAGCUUCGAUAUAGAAAUGAAUGGAAAAAUAUCGAACCAUUAGCAAUCCAGGUAUCAGAAUUAAUUUCCAAAGCACCAUUGCCAACCCGUAAUGGCUUAUAUUGUAACAAAAUUAUAUGGUAUUUAGAAGUAGCAAGAAAAAAAGUUAAAAGAAGAAUUAAAGUUUUUCAAUCUGAGAAAAUAAGGUACAUUGCUGCCAAAUGA
Dictyostelium purpureum is the source of this 651-nucleotide messenger RNA. RefSeq lists its product as uncharacterized. NCBI's taxonomy places the organism in Eukaryota, Evosea, Eumycetozoa, Dictyosteliales, Dictyosteliaceae. The record is from RefSeq and is a predicted model, not a curated record. The transcript has 3 exons. The coding region runs from base 1 to 651 and encodes 216 amino acids.